AUGGAGGCAUUGAAGAUGAAGUUUUUCUUCGCUAUGGUGGUGGCCAUGUUGAUGAUGGCAGCAUCAGGUGUGUCAGCUGCGGAGGCACCAUCUCCAAGUCCCACAUCGGAUGCUACCACCUUGUUCGUUCCAACAUUGGUUGCUUCGUUUGUUGCUCUUGCAUUUGGGCUUCUCUUUUGA
Messenger RNA from Gastrolobium bilobum, 180 nucleotides. RefSeq names its product arabinogalactan protein 21-like. The transcript has a single exon. Bases 1 to 180 code for a protein of 59 amino acids. Lineage: Eukaryota; Viridiplantae; Streptophyta; Magnoliopsida; Fabales; Fabaceae. The record is from RefSeq and is a predicted model, not a curated record.